Dibothriocephalus latus is the source of this 402-nucleotide messenger RNA. The record is from the annotation of a GenBank genome assembly. NCBI's taxonomy places the organism in Eukaryota, Metazoa, Platyhelminthes, Cestoda, Diphyllobothriidea, Diphyllobothriidae.
AUGCCUUUUUGCCUUCCCCUGCCCCUACCUCCCUCGACCCAUCUCCUUCUUCUGUCGCGCGAGCAGAUAAUCAUCGUCUAUGGCGCCCGAUUUCUGUUUGUAAACGUUCAUUCGCGGCCGACGAAGACACGGGGUGAGGACGCGACAGCGAAAAAGUUGUCUAACAAGCUGGCCUCGGAGGCCAACUCGGCGCUGGCCGAGGCUGCACAUGCAGACAGGCUGAUGCGAUCUGCCGGCUACCGUGCUCCCGGUCUCUCAGGAAUCCGUGCGCGCGAUUCUCUACGAAGUAAGCCAAAAGUCGACUUUUUUUCCCUCUGCGUUGCAACAUUGCCAGUCUCUCCAGCUCCGAGUUCACCGCGUGUUGACUUGUUCUGUCUUGUAAAAACUCCUGAACAAGCCUAA